Emiliania huxleyi CCMP1516 is the source of this 1113-nucleotide messenger RNA. RefSeq lists its product as hypothetical. The transcript has a single exon. Bases 1 to 1113 code for a protein of 370 amino acids. The record is from RefSeq and is a predicted model, not a curated record. Lineage: Eukaryota; Haptophyta; Isochrysidales; Noelaerhabdaceae. Gene Ontology annotation, molecular function: monoatomic ion channel activity; transmembrane signaling receptor activity; neurotransmitter receptor activity. Gene Ontology annotation, biological process: nervous system process; chemical synaptic transmission; monoatomic ion transmembrane transport. Gene Ontology annotation, cellular component: synapse; neuron projection; membrane.
AUGAAGAAAAGAAAAAGAAAAGUGGCAACAGCGUGGGCGCGUAUAAUGCGGUCAAAGCUCAAACGACCGAUAAUGGUCGGCCAGUCCUUCUCGUCGCUGCAGCCGCGCUACGGCAAGAUCGACCUCUACCCGGAGACGGGCACCUUCACCACCUCGGCUCAGGCGGAGGGUGCGCUCGAGGGCACGGCGGAUAUGUACCGGGUGAACGACCAGGCGACCUUCCUCUGCGACGACGAUGUGGUGCUCUUCCCAUACGACUCGUCCGAGUGCUCCUUCACGCUGGUCGGCGAGCAGACGGUCACGCACUUUGAUGGCAGCCUCGGCUUUGAGAUCGCCGACCCCGACCGCGACUUCCACACCUACGGCUGGAUAGAGGAGGACGAUAUGGAGGACGACUCGGUGAAGCGCUCGCGGGUUCACUUCCGGCUUUGCUACCGGCGCGUCACGAUGGGAUACAAUAUCCGGCUAGUGGUCCCGGCGGUGCUGCUUAACGCCAUCGGGUUCAUGUCCUUUUGGAUCGAUUCGGCGGGCGAGAGUAUAGCGCUUGGCAUCACCUCGCUGCUGUGCAUGCUGGCCCUCCGCCAGUCGGUUCAGCUCCCCGACACGUCCCAAUUCACUUGGGUGGAGCUGUUCCUGCUCUUCAACGUGAUCUUCCAAUCCUUCGUCCUCCUGCUCGGUUUCAUGGACUAUUCGGCGGCGAUCCGGAAUCGCGUGAAGGUGGUGACCGACCCGAUCAACAGUGGCCUGGAGCGGCUGUCCCGAACGGUCAAGCGCGGGAGACUUGCCCUCAAGGCGCCCAAACAGGAGGUCGGCGACGCGCGGGUGGAGUCCGUUGACGACGGCGACGACAAACCACCUGGGCUCAUGGCCACCGGAGCACUGGCCGACGACGAGAAGAAGGAGGAGAAAUCUGCUGCAGACGUGCUUGGCCGGUACCUGAUAGUGCCAAGCUACUUUUUGCUGUUGGCGCUGAUCUGCGCCGACGAGGGGCGCCUCGUCGGGCGGCUGAUGUCCUCGCAAUCAUUGCUCACGUGUCCGACGUCGCUCCCUGAGGAGGGCAAGGAUGGAGCCACGCCGAGAUGGGGCUCGUUUACUGACUACCCUCCACCAUGA